Messenger RNA from Carassius auratus (goldfish), 6141 nucleotides. Its product is annotated as alpha-mannosidase 2x-like. Gene Ontology annotation, cellular component: Golgi membrane. The record is from RefSeq and is a predicted model, not a curated record. Bases 821 to 4276 code for a protein of 1151 amino acids. Gene Ontology annotation, biological process: mannose metabolic process; protein deglycosylation; N-glycan processing. The transcript is spliced from 24 exons. NCBI's taxonomy places the organism in Eukaryota, Metazoa, Chordata, Actinopteri, Cypriniformes, Cyprinidae. Gene Ontology annotation, molecular function: alpha-mannosidase activity; carbohydrate binding.
GAAAACUUCACUUCCCACAAUGCUCUGUUCCGUUCUCAAGCUCUCGCAUGGGAUCACAGACGUCUUUCAGGAGGAAAUAACGGGGGCUUGGCUUUCCGUUUCUGAGGCUUCAGAAAGAGGAAACAUGGAAGAAAGACCUUCAGAUUAGCCCUAUUCAUUCGUUUUCUAAAAACUAGGUUUGGUUUUGACUUCCAUCAAGAGCUCUUCCAUUAAAAUUCCCUUUUGUAGCCUUCUCAGUUCUAUGUAGCCGUUCCUGGAAGCUCUCCAUUUCGGACGUGUGAUUGGUUGAGCUGUUUACCAGUGCUGGAGGAAAGGCCUAAUCCCAGAUCCUUCUGGAGAGCGCUAAGACACUGCCUGACUGGAAGCUGACGGGAUUAACUUCAUAUUAGAUUUGUGGGACAAGGGAAGAAGAACACCUGCUUGUUAUUACUGGCAAAUCCAGGCCAACCCUGCUCUGGGUUCCACUCGGUUUUGGAUCUUGUCUGCGAGACGCCACUUUCCAUUGUCAGAUUUGGCAGACUUUCUCCUGUUGUAGGACUCCUGAAUCCAUAAUCAUUCAGAAUCAAGACUAGAGACUUUGCUGGAUACGUUAUGAUAUUAAAAGCAUAGUGCACAAGCAGAUCAGCAUCAUCAGUGUCUGAGAAGACCCAUCAGCCAAGCUUCAGAAAGAGCCAGGUCGUUCUCAUUCUGCUCUGGUCCUUCCUCUGCUCAGUGGAAACCUGCAUUCAUUGCGAUGGCUCCUCAGCCGACUCAGACAGGAGUGAGCACUGCUCUGUGAAGGACUACACUCGACUCUCAUCCGUCAGAUAAGAAGAGGAGGAUGAAACUGAAGAAGCAGGUGACCGUUUGCGGCGGGGCCAUCUUCUGUGUGGCCGUCUUCUCUCUCUACCUGAUGUUGGACCGCGUCCAGCACGAUCCCGCCAGGAGACAGAGCGCCGGGAACUUUCCUAGGAGCCAGAUUUCGGUAUUGCAGAACCGCAUCGAGCAGCUGGAGCAGCUCCUGGAGGAGAACCAUCAGAUCAUCAGCCAUAUCAAAGACUCUGUGCUGGAGCUCACCGACACGGGGGCCAUCUCUCCCAGCGGGCAUCUCCCCUUCCGUAGCGCCAAUGGCUCCUGGGUGCUGCCCUUUGAUGGCAGGCCCACCUUUCUCUCCGUCAAGCCGCUGGAUUGCCAGUUCGCACUGGGCCGUAGGAGCCAAACUGACCUGCAGAUGCUGGAUGUGUACUCCUUGCUGAGCUUUGAUAACGUGGACGGAGGUGUGUGGAAGCAAGGUUUUGAGAUCACCUACGAGCCCAACGAGUGGGACGACGAGCCCCUGCAAGUGUUUGUGGUCCCUCAUUCGCACAACGAUCCAGGAUGGAUCAAAACAUUUGACAAGUACUACAGUGACCAAACCCAGCAUAUCUUCAACAACAUGGUGGUCAAACUGGCCGAAGAUCCUCGCCGGAAAUUCAUUUGGUCGGAAAUAUCGUUCUUCGUCAAAUGGUGGGAAAGCGCAGAUGUACAUAAACAAGAGGCAAUGCGCAAGCUGAUACUCGGUGGACAGCUUGAGAUGGUGACGGGAGGCUGGGUCAUGACAGACGAAGCCAACGCUCACUAUUUCGCCAUGAUCGAUCAGCUCAUUGAAGGCCAUCAGUGGCUAGAGAAAAAUCUGGGUGUGAUUCCUCGCUCUGGCUGGGCCGUUGAUCCGUUCGGGCACAGCGCCACGAUGCCUUACCUACUGAAACGGGCGAACAUAAGCAGCAUGCUGAUCCAGAGGGUGCAUUACUCCAUCAAGAAGCACUUCGCAGCCACACGGAGCCUUGAAUUCAUGUGGAGGCAGGCCUGGGAUAUUGAAUCGGGCACAGACAUGUUCUGCCACAUGAUGCCAUUUUACAGCUACGACGUGCCUCACACAUGUGGCCCAGACCCCAAGAUCUGCUGCCAGUUUGAUUUCAAGAGGCUGCCGGGCAGUCGAGUCAACUGUCCGUGGAAGGUGCCGCCCCGAGCCAUCACAGAUGCCAACGUGGCCGAGAGAGCUGGCGUUCUGCUCGAUCAAUACCGUAAAAAAUCCAAGCUGUUUCGUAGCAAAGUGUUGCUGGUUCCUCUCGGGGACGACUUCCGCUACGACAAAGCAUUAGAGUGGGACCAGCAGUACUUCAACUACCAGAAACUGUUUGAUUACAUGAACUCCCGCCCGGAAAUGCACGUAAAGGCCCAGUUUGCCACGCUGACAGAUUACUUUAAUGCGGUGUACAAGGCUAAAGGAGUCCCUCCGGGGAUGAGACCUCCCGAUUACCCUGUGCUGAGCGGAGACUUCUUCGCUUAUGCAGAUAGAGAGGACCAUUACUGGAGCGGAUACUACACCUCACGUCCCUUCUACAAAAACCUGGACCGUGUGUUAGAAUCUCACCUACGAGGGGCAGAAAUUCUCUACAGCCUGGCGGUGGCUCACGCACGGCGUGCAGGAUUGGAAGGACGUUAUCCUGUUUCAGAUUACUCGCUCCUCACCGAUGCCAGGCGCAACAUUGGGCUGUUCCAGCACCACGAUGCCAUCACGGGCACCGCCAAAGAGGCUGUCGUCAUCGACUACGGAAACAGGCUACUACACUCUCUGGUCGGUCUGAAACGAGUGAUCAUUAAUGCUGCACACUUCCUGGUAAUAAAGAAUAAAGACAUUUAUCGCUUCUACCAGACGGAGCCUUUCUUAGAGACGGACGACAGACGCGCCACACAAGACUCUCUCCCGCAGCGCACGCUUAUCGAGCUGGAAUCUACUCCCAGGUAUCUGGUGCUGUUUAACCCCGUCGAGCAGGAGCGUCUGUGUGUGGUCACCAUACUGGUGAAUUCUCUAAGAGUUCGGGUUCUCACUGAGGACGGGCAGACGUUACCGGUUCAGCUCAGCGCGCAGUGGGCGUCUGCUGUUGAGAUGAGUGGAGAGGUCUAUCAGGCUUCUUUCAUGGCACGCCUCCCCGCUCUGGGAUUGGCCGUCUUCCACCUGUAUGACUCUGCUGACUCCCCCAUGACGCUGUGCUCUGAUACGCUGCUCAGGAUCCCGGGACGGGGUCAGAGCAUACGGGGUUUGGACCCUCUGCCCGUGCGGUCGCAGACGGUAGACGCCCAACCGUUUUACAUCCAGAGCCAGUCGCUCACUCUGGGCUUCUCUGGAACCACAGGCCUGCUGGAGAGCAUUCGACGUAAAGACGAUCCCCAGGAGGUGAGGGUACAGAUCCAGUUCCUCACAUACGGCACUCGACCCUCGAAGGAUAAGAGCGGGGCCUAUCUCUUCCUGCCGGACGGAAAUGCCAAGCCCUAUUCGCAGAGAGAAGCUCCUGUAGUGCGUGUGGUGGAAGGGCCUCUCUUCGCGGAGGUUGUGGCACAUUAUCAACACUUCCAGCAGACGGUCCGCAUUCAUAAUGUUCCAGGAAUCGAUGGUCUUUCUCUGGACAUCACCACCAUGGUGGACAUCAGAGAUCAGAAUAACAAGGAGCUGGCCAUGCGGCUGGUUACCGACAUUCAGAGCGGAGAUACUUUCUACACAGACCUCAAUGGUUUCCAGAUCCAGCCUCGCCGGUACUUCCAGAAACUUCCACUGCAGGCUAAUUUCUACCCGAUGCCCGCCAUGGCAUAUAUUCAGGACAGCCAAUACCGGCUCACGCUCCACACGGCCCAGGCGCUCGGGGUCAGCAGCCUGGCCAGCGGUCAGCUGGAGGUGAUCCUAGACCGCAGACUGAUGCAAGACGAUAACCGGGGUCUAGGGCAGGGCCUGAAGGACAACAAACGAACAGCCAAUCGCUUCCGUCUUCUGCUGGAGAGGAGGAGCAACAGCGGAAAGCCGGUGGACAGCAGACCAGUCAGCUUCCCGUCACUGCUCAGUCACAUGACCUCCACCAUCCUGAACCACGAGGUGCUGGCACUGCCCGUGUUGCCCAGGAAACACGGCGUGCCCCCCAUGCGUACCUUCGCUCCAUUGGCUGGCAGCCUGCCCUGUGACUUCCACCUGCUGAACCUCAGGAGCAUCCAAAGCCAGCAGGAUGCUCACUCUCCUUCUUCCUACACGGCUCUGCUCCUCCAUCGACUGGGCCUGGACUGUGGUCUGGAGGCGCAGAACCCUGGUUUCAACUGCUCCACCACACAAGGCCAGCUCUCCGUUUCUGGGCUGUUCCGUGGGCUAGAUCUUCAGCUCCUGCAGCCCAUGUCUCUGUCUCUGAUGCACUCCCAGCCCCCGCUCUCCAACGACUCCUCCAUCCAUCUGGAGCCAAUGGAGAUCUCCACCUACAAGCUCAAGCUGUGCUAGAACCAUGUUGCACCAGAACCGGGCUCUCCGUGUGGACCCUUGGAACCUGUGCUAAAGCGGAGAACCACAGCUGGAUGAGCAGAGGACUCUUUUGGAGAUUGUUUAUCCUGAUUAAAUGUAUCUCAAUCAACGCUAACUAAACUCUUAGCAAAAUGGGGAAAAAAAGACUCGAGGAUGAGAACGUUCCAGCCAAAGUCAGAUUUGGUAGCUGGCCUGUGCGCUAGAGAUAAGAAUGUCCGAGUAUUUUUUUUUGAGAUUUUAUCCGGCAGAGCACUAAUUGGUGAACAUCUUUUGAACAUUUUUUUUGUCUUUGGCUGGAACUGCUGACCAUUUCUCAUUCAUCGCUGGAGUUCGUACUGUAUGUAAAUAUCUCAAAAACGACAUACAAAUCUGGAUCUAUACCAAACUGUGGGACUCAGUGCAAUAUGUGAAGCUUCUAGCCCUUUUGUUUCUUCAUUUUAUUUGUUAUCUAUCCCUAAGGCCUUGGAUAGAUAGGCUAGUCUUGAAUCCGUGUCGUUGUUUGAGCUCACGCAGUUCUUUUUAUUUCUUUAUCUGUGCUGUGGACGGUUCUGCCUCCGCUCGGCGGCAGAUUGUUGUUUUUCUAUGAAUGUCAAUCAACCAGCUUGGCCUGCGAAGACUGUCAGUGCUGUAACGGACGCGGCAUUUACAGAUCUCUUUCUUUUAGGAUGGCUCGUGAACUUUGCCGACAGAAGAAGACGUCUACGAUCCAGCAGCGGUCGAGCGCUUUCAUAGAACGGUUAUUGGGUUACGCCUCAAAUCGCAUGACGAGAGCUGACGUUUACAAUCUUUUUCCAUCCUAGCUUCUGUUAAUGAAUUAAGCUGCUGCUUAAUAAGACAGCUCUGGAUGAUCCACAACACAUUUGAGUUUUUUGUACCAUUUUGAUCGUGUCUAGGCGCAGAAUGUGCAUUUAUACUUUGUCAUAUUAUAUGCAGGUUUGAGUCGUAUUUAAGUCAGUCAGUCUGUCUUAUUUCAAGACCAAGAUCAGCCAAGACUCAGAUCAUAUGAGCUUACCUAGACAACAACACAUUUGCUUGAUAUACCUUCUCGCAGUAUUUUCAGGUAAACAGAACUCGUAUUCGAUUGUAAAGGUACUAGUGCAGGUAGCAACGGGUUCCUUCACUCAGAUUUAGCCAAUUUCCCACACGAAAACCCGUUUAGGCCUUAUCUCGCUGUAGGAAGCCCAUCUGUAAUGUGUAGCAGACCCAUCUCAGUCAUUUCUUCUGGCUUUUGUCUGUCACCUCGGUUUGCUUGAAUCGGACAAUUUUGAACAUAAGAAUGCUGUCUGUCCGUCAACCUGUCCUGUCGUGUCGUUUUGUGUGGUGUCUCACAUUUCCCAGCCUGUCUGUCUCCCCUGGGAAAAUCUGUACUCCAGUCUCUUAUUUAAAUUACAGAAAAAUCUUCGCACUUCUUCAACUUUCAGCUCCGUGUCUGAUUAUCUCUCUGUAGUGUGGCCACAUCCAGCUAAUCAAGUUCUGGAGUAGUGUCCUAUCAGGAAGAUAAUUCCCCGCAGGAGGAACUCCAAGUAUGGUGUGGCAAACAUCUGUCCGACUCCUUUGGAACACAUUUUGGCGCCCAAUGUAGGGCGCGCUUGCUAUUCCAAAAUUCUGAUUCGUUUUCCCUAUCCGUGCAUUUCCAUGCUUGUUUUUCCUGUGCGUACGCUUUCCAUACUGACAGAUCUCUUUGUUAGAUGUCCUUUAUUUGUGUUGUGUGUUCUGAGAUGGAAAUGAAAUGGUAGUGAAUUGAGAGCAUCAUUUCUUUUGUUUCUUUUUCAUUUUCUGGUUUGGUUUGCUAUUGAGAGUGUCUUCAAAAAAUGACUCAUUAAAGCAAAUGCAGAGACAUUAAA